GCGGCGGCGGCGGCGGCGCUGGGCCGGGAGGCGGCCUUCGUGGAGGUGGUGCUCUUCGAGUCCAGCCCCGGAGGCGACUACACCACCUACACCACGGGGCUGCAGGGCCGCUUCUCCCGCGCCGGGGCCACGCUCAGCGCCGAGGGCGAGAUCGUGCAGAUGCAUCCAUUGGGACUCUGCAACAGCAAUGAUGAAGAAGACUUAUAUGAAUACGGCUGGGUUGGAGUUGUGAAGUUAGAGCAGCCUGACCUGGAACCCAAACCCUGCCUCACUGUUCUGGGCAAGGCCAAGCGGGCAGUUCAACGAGGAGCCACAGCUGUCAUUUUUGAUGUGUCCGAAAACCCAGAUGCCAUUGAUCAGUUAAAUCAGGGCUUGGAGGACCCACUGAAAAGACCAGUUGUUUAUGUGAAAGGGGCAGAUGCAGUCAAGCUGAUGAACAUUGUUAACAAGCAGAAAGUGGCGCGGGCCAGGAUCCAGCACCGUCCACCACCACAACCCACGGAAUACUUUGACAUGGGGAUUUUCCUUGCCUUUUUUGUGGUGGUCUCUCUGGUUUGCCUGGUUCUUCUCAUCAAGAUCAAAUUGAAGCAGCGUCGCAGCCAGAGCUCCAUGAAUAGGCUGGCUGUACAGGCGCUGGAAAAGAUGGAGACUCGGAAGUUCACGUCCAAGCUGAAGGGGCCCUGCGAAGGCAGCUGCGGUGCCCUGGACACCCUCAGCAGUGGGUCCACCUCGGACUGCGCCAUUUGCCUUGAGAAGUACAUGGAUGGGGAGGAGCUGCGGGUGAUUCCCUGUGCCCACCGGUUCCACAGGAAGUGUGUGGAUCCUUGGCUUCUGCAGCAUCACACCUGCCCCCACUGCCGUCACAACAUCAUUGAGCAAAAGAAGGGAAACUCCAGCCUGGUGUGUGAGGAGAUGGCCAACCCGUUACACAGCCGGCAGCAGCAGCAGCAGCAGCAGCAGCGUGUGAUUGUGCCAGUCCACUUCCCCGGCCGAGCACACAGAGGGGGUCACGUCACUGCCUACCCCACGCGCACCAGCAUGGACCCCCAGGGGAAUCCCAUUACUGUCUUGACGGUCGAUCGGCAUGGAGAGGCGCCAGCCUUCUUCCGGAGCUACCCGCCCAUUCUGCACCUGGAGCCCCACCUUGGCACAGCCGAGCGCCAGUCCUGCCCAAUGCCUCACCCUUUUCAGAGGCCAAAGUUCAGCGGGGACCCUUUCUCCAAACCGGCUUGCUUCUCCCAGUACGAGACUAUAUUUCAGCACUACUACUUCCAAGGCCUUAGCUACCCUGAGCCACUACAGAGUGGUCAGUUCCCCCUCCACGUGGCUGCCAAGGCUCCCUCCCGUGCCUUCCAGCCUCUCGGCAGCCACAGGCUCUUCUCCCCUGCAGUCCACAUUGCCCCUUCUGCCCAGACAGACAGUGGCAGUGCUUCUGGCUUCGGCUGCUACCACAGCCACCGCUCAGUCUGCAGCGGCUACCUGGCCGAUGGCCCCGGUAGUGACAGCAGCAGCAGCGGGCGCUCUGCCCGGUGCCACUGCUCCUCCAGUGACUCCAUGGUGGACUGCACAGAGGUCAGCAACCAGGGGAUCUACGGGAGUUGCUCCACCUUCCGCAGCUCGCUGAGCAGUGACUACGACCCCUACAUCUACCGUAGCAAAAGCCCCUGCCGGGGUGGGGAAAAAAGCAGGGUCCUGCGUGGGGAGGUGAUGGUUCUGGAAGGUUCCUCUGCACUGCACCCGGUGGCAGGCAAGAGCCAGUCUGGGCCAGCCGCCGCCUCAGGGGACCAGUUGUCUGACUGCAGCCUUGAAAUGAAUUGUAGCAGCAGCAGCAGCAGCAGCAGCAGCAGCCGUUCUUCGCUGGAGCAGAAGGAGCUCUCUGAGCAAGAAGGCCCCCGAGUGCUCUCCGAGACCACUGGAGAGACCGGUCAGACUGGGAGGGAGCCUUCUGAGCGAGCAUGUGGCUGCUGCUUGGAAGUACAUGCUGCCCCAUGGGAAUUGCCAAGUAGGGCAGCUGGUGGCAGCAGCAGCAGCACGCUGCUUCAAGCCAUGCCACUUUGGACAGGGGGUGGCUCCUUGCGGGAGCCCCAGCCAAGGAGAAGUCAGGGCCUGGUCAGCGUUAGGACCCAGGGGGGCCCUCGGGAAGCCUUGCCCUGUUGCUUCUAUGAAGAGCAGCGGGUGGCCAACAGUGGCCCCAUCUGGCCAGGCCGUUACACAGAAGACUGUGCAGUGAAUGUUCGAUAUGUGCAUGCGGAGGACCCCUUGCCAGGCUGCUAUCCGAGCCUGCAUGAGGCAGGCCAGUGCAUCGCCAUCAUUCCUGAAGUCCGGGAUUCCGAGCUGGCCCUACCAGUAGAUUGCUACAGCGGCAGCAGCCCUUGGGAGGGGCCAUGUGGAAAGGCAGCCCCCAGCCAGGCCCAGGGGAUGCCCACAAAAGCAUUUUGCGAUCCAGGAGAGAUACGGCAAGAAGGGUCACACCCGCCCAUGGGGGGCUUCCCGCUGGAGGAGUCCCACGGGUUCUUUUCCAGCCCUCCGCAAGGUUGUUUGGAGGCCCUGGCCACUGGAGAAGGCCCUCAAACUUUGGGUAAGUCAGCAGCGCCAUCUUGGCUGGAGGCGGGGUGGGUGGGGCAGGGGGGGAAGGGUGGCGCCUUUGUUCAGCCAAGCUGGUCAAGCGCCUCCUGAGUACUGUAGGGGGCCAAUCUAAGCUCCCUUUGGCCACGUUUGGGCUCCCUUGAGCCUCAGAGCAGCAUCGGCGGCAACGGAGAUGGCCUGCAGAGCAGCCGCUCGCUGGACCGGCACAAGAUCCGAGCUCCGACCUGAAGGGCCUAGAACGGGAUUCUUGGACAAGAUUCAGGACCGGUUUCAUUUUUUCAGGCUCCCGUUCCCCAGGGCGGUGUCAGGCUGGGAACUAAGAAGACGCCGGUCUUGAGGCAACUGUUUUUCUGCUGGACUUCAAAGCCUCCUUUUGCUUGUGUUGACACACGAUAAGAGUGACCCCGAGAAACUGGGGCUGCAUGCUCCAGUCUGUCGUGGAGGGCAUCCUUGGCAGACCACAGCAUCCUCCCCUGCCAUUGCCUGGGGACAAGAGACCCGGUUACGUAGCCUGGUGCCCUCCUUCAGUGCCAGGGAUCCAGCCUGCCUUAGAAAAGAAAUGGCACUUUGAAAUAAACGUUGGAGUCCGAGGGGUGGAGGCCACCUGCCUCUUGUAUGGGAACGCAGACCUCUCCUUAAGCCUGACUGAGACGGGUGGGAAUAAGCCAGAGCGAGGCCGAGUUGCAACAGUGCCUUCUGCCUGCCCCGAUGCAAUCGCCGUGGGCUCUGCUCAAGCCCUGUCCCCCCACCCCAUCCCGCUCGCCAGCCUGCCCUGGGUUGAGACCUUUAGCUGAGGUUCCUCCCAGUCGCCCCUGGGGUACAAGUGUGUCGCCGCUUCCUUCCCCUUGUUAAUAGUUUCCUAUGGAAACAGUCCUUCUGGCUGCUGCAGCCACAGCCACGUGGCCUUCUGUCCUCACGCGGCCGAGACCACGGCCGUUGCCACAGUCAGCAUCUGGGAUGCUGUUCCUUUUCCUCUGUGUGCCUGGCUGGAGAGUUGGGAGGAGGUUUUUUUUGUUUAAAACAGAGAAGGUGCCUGGAUCCCCCCCUCCGAGUUUAAUUUGUUAAUGAGUCAGGAUGAGCAAAGGGUACUUGGCAAACUUUUAAUUUUCUGCCCAGUUUAUGAGAAAGGGGAUUUUAUAACAAAAAUAUUUCAUAAUUAUUAGUUUAUUUUACUCGAGCAACAUGAUGAAAUUCCUUUCUGAGCUUCGAUCCUUCUCAUUCUAACAGUGUGUGCUUGUGACCAUGUUAAUAUUGUCCAUUUUCCGUUCAGUAGCCCUGCCCUUGUGGCUUCUGAUCACGCGGAGGCUCGUUAAGGGUAGGUAGCCUGAAGCAGGAAGCCCUCCUGUCCCACCUUUAUUAAGGCUUCUCUACACUUCAGAAGUCUUUCUUCUCAUCACCAAUAUGUAAAAUACGUUUUACUUCUAUUUCUGCUUCCCUUCCUGAUCAUUUUCUUUCGUGACAGCAGUUUCCAUCUGUUCCACUUCUGUCGUAAGUGUUUUCCAAAGUAUUUUCUAAAGCUUCUGCCCAGUUUAAGUUUUCUCCACAUAAAAUAUUGUAGUCGUUGCAUUUAUGGUUACGGGCAUGAAAUAUCUUCCAGUAGGUGGCGCCAUCUCUCCGAGCAGCACCUCCAGAAGUGAGUUCCUAGGCCUGAAAGGGCCAGAUUCUUACGAUCCCUCCAUCCAGUUGCCUAGUAGUUACUAUAUCAAAAUCGGCUGCCUCACGGAAAAGCUGUUCUGGGGAUUGCGGUUCUUAGAUGUGUUUUCCAGUCCACCUCGGCUGGAGAACAGAGUAUUUUAGCUCGCACGGCGAAGCCCUGCAUCUCAAGAAUUUGUUCUAAGUCGGUGUUCCCUUGUGCAGUUCCUGCUCGGGUUUGCAACCGGAGGGGAGGGAGGGAUUCCUAGACCCUAACCAGCUUUUUCUGGCACAGCUGGUAUUUCUCAAUCCCGAUGGUCUCAGUGCACCGUCCCACCUACCCCACUCAAGUUUAGUAGCCAGCACUUGCUACUUUAGUGCCUUCUCCUACCCUUGAUCCUACCACACAGUUUUUAAGCAGCCCCCACACCCAAGUGUCGGUGCCCAGUCUCCCACAGAUAACCGCAGAAGAAGCUUUUACACGGUUGCAAGUUAUAGCUUCCUGGAUCCAGCGUAGGUGAUAUCCCUGGAAGGGAAGCAGCCUCUUUGUCUGGGGCAGAUCGGUGACGAGCAGCAGAGGCAAAGUCUUCCAAUGUCUGUUUGUGGCUUUGGAGGUUGAAGAUA
This is a messenger RNA of Notechis scutatus (mainland tiger snake), 4842 nucleotides long. It is a transcript of the gene ZNRF3, whose product is annotated as zinc and ring finger 3. The record is from RefSeq and is a predicted model, not a curated record. NCBI's taxonomy places the organism in Eukaryota, Metazoa, Chordata, Lepidosauria, Squamata, Elapidae.